Messenger RNA from Pyricularia oryzae 70-15, 903 nucleotides. RefSeq lists its product as uncharacterized. The coding region runs from base 1 to 903 and encodes 300 amino acids. The transcript is spliced from 2 exons. The record is from RefSeq and is a predicted model, not a curated record. NCBI's taxonomy places the organism in Eukaryota, Fungi, Ascomycota, Sordariomycetes, Magnaporthales, Pyriculariaceae.
AUGCACAAGCGGUACUCGUCGUCAGAAGACGUACUCUUUGCAAACAUACUUUCCAUAUACGGCCAGGACGCAGAGGCUUUGCGCGAGAUCACCAGGCUGUGUGCUGCUUCUCCCACGCAAGUUGAAAAGACGACGCCAUGGGAACAGCAUGAUAUCCGCGUGAUAUAUGAGUUCAGCUGCCAGAUCGACGAUGACAACCUUUUUGUCAUUGAGGUUGACGCCGAGAGCUUCAAAUUUGAGAUCAGGGAUCUGCCUAACCAAGUGCCCCCGAUUCUUAUUCAUUGCCUCCAUCGCCAUUGGGACUUGGCUAUUACUGCUGCAUGCUCUUCGGUCCAAGGAGUUAACAAGCUUUGUCAGACCUUUGGCGAGAAUCUAGUUAAGUCUUUGGAGAUUCCCUCAAACACGACUGGAAAGCCCAAGCUAUGCUAUAGCGAGGCAUAUCAUAGCAAACCAAACAAGCCCAUAGUGACUGCACUGCGCGUUCUGCACAUUGUGAGUUUUGUUGCUCCUGAUAAGGAGACUCAACUUCGCGUUACACAAGUCCAAAACAUGGCGACAACGCUGCUUCCAGGUCGGCACGCAGGUUGGAAUCGAUAUACAGCCUCUCUGGCAAAGGAGAGUCCGGACCAAGGCAUCUUCUCGACUUGGUUCACAGCAUCUUUGUCAUCCAAGAAGUCUGAUGAGAUGCUCAAGUCAAAUGUGACCUUGAACUUGGGGGACGAAGCUGAGUGGACCACGAAAGCCUUCCUAAGAGACGGGUGCGUCGAGCCACUAUUGAAGCACGCGCUGGCAAUGGUGAAGGGGAUGGACAGCAUCGGAGUUUUGUGCGAUAAUGGACAUGCGGUGCCUUCUGGUGAAGUGAUCACCAUCCCAAAUUCACUAGCACAGAUCGACUUUUGGUAG